GGAGCGUCGCUCUUUUGAAAAUUCAAGUUUCCCCUAGAGACCGUUGAAUCCGACUGAUAUACUCGGGUAAAAAAAAAAAUCAAUUAAAUCGCAGAAAUAUCCAGCGGUGUGAACCUGAUCGUCAGAAAGAGGGAGUCAGGCAGAUUCCUUUGUUCUGAAAGUUAUUUUUUUUUUAAAAAAGUUUUGUCAGCGACUUUGGAUCUGGCGCAAUUUUUCUUUGGUCGAUAAACGAAAACUUCACCGGAGCAGCUGAAAUCAAACCUCCGUCCAGCAUUCAGAGAUUGGUUUUAAUCUGAGGUCGGAUUUUGUUUCCCGGGCGUUUUGGCGGAAGUUUCAAACGUGCGGUCUUUGAGCAGACGAAUCCUGUCACCAGGGUGAACAACUCUGACGAAGUCAAAAACAAAAACAAAAAUACCUGGAAAAACUCAGCAGGUCCGGCAGCAUCUGCGGAGAAGAGCACGGUUAACGUUUCCGAGUCCGAAUGGUCCUUCAACAGAACUAAGUACAAAUAGAAGAGAGGUUGAAACUGCUUGGCGAGUGAAGCCAUGUGUGGAGAAUUGUAUAACUGCAAGGAUCCUGCUGUAUGGAAGUCUGUGUUUGCUCUUUAUGGGGAUGUGGUUGAAGCAAAGACAACAGCAUCGAAAGGAGGGAAGGCCCGCAAACUGGCUGCACUGGACAAAUGGUAUCAAGAAGAAUUACCAGGAGCCGUGUGUAGUCGCGCAGAGAAAUACCUCACUCAUGCCGAGCUGAUUCAGUUGAUGGAAUGGAAACUGACAAGAGGCAAGUUCCGCCCAACACUGCAGCAGAUGGUAAUGAGUAAUUCCAGUGACACUGUGGAGGCCUGCACACGGAAGGCUUUCAAGCUGCUUCCUGACAUCUCAGCUGCAAUCACAGAGAUCAGUAAGCUGAAAGCUGUAGGACCUGCUACUGCAUCAGCUGUUCUUGUGGCUGGUGUUCCUCAAGAAGCUGCGUUCAUGGCUGAUGAAGCAGUGGAAUCAAUCCCAGGCUUGGUACCCAUCAAGUACACACUUAAACACUACAUCCUAUACUUGGAUAAAGUGAGGGAGUGUGCAAAGCAACUCAACAAGAAUGAUUUGGUGAAGGACUGGACCCCUCACAGAAUCGAACAGUGUCUUUGGACCUGGGCUGUGGCCCAACGGAUUAAACCCUCAUUGCUGAAGGGCAUCACGCUGCAUCAAAACAGAACAGUGGACAAAGAAAAAGUCAUGGCAGCGAGACCUGUGAAAAGGCAGAAAACGCAAUGAUGAGCUGAUCAGUCCUUGAUGAAAACAGCCACAUCAUGAGUAAGAGAUUAAAUUCCAGCAUCAAACACUUUGUUGGUGCAGCAGAUAAUACCGAGGGAUGAAACUGUGCAGUAAAACCAGACAAUAGAGAGUGAUUUGAACCCAGAAGAAGGGCAAGCAUCAUUAUUAUCCCUCGGCAUCGCACAGCAUAAAAAAAAUUCUUGCUAUUCAUGUAUUCUUGCAUCUAACAUAUCCUGUCACACUUGACAGCAUUGCUCGUGUAAAAUGAAUGUAAUGUGACCUGAUUGGGAUUAUUUUGCCAUUUUAUGAGCCAAUAAUCCCAUCGAACAGAUAAAUGACUUCCCAAUGAGCCAAGUGCAAUUUCAAAAAAUGGCUGAAGAAAGGCAGUAAUUUAUUGCUGGUUUCUUGUGGCCUUAGUAACCAGCCAACCUCAAUGGGUAAAAACUAUAGUGUAGUUUAUAAUCAGCUACACACUUGGUUCACCAACAGUGUGUAACCACUUAUUAACCUCACGUUAUGGCCAUUAAAACAUUUGGCUUAUGGGCUUAAAGGGGCAGACCAGGUUAAAAUAUCCCAACUUUGACAGAAAAUAAUGCAUUGCAUGUUACAUGGUAUAUGCUCCUGUCAAUGUCCUCCAGUUUACCUCAAACGAUGUUAUAGAAGAUCUGCUUGUACAGGCAAGAAAAGGGUUAGAUGAAAUAGUGACACACACAAAAAUGACUCAGAGCUGAUGCCUGAGUGAAUUACAUGAUUUCCGGCGUAAUGAGUUGACUGUUUCCUGGUUUCCCACAGCUUCUAUAGAUACUCCGAGUUUGUGUGCAAAAUGACAAAUGCUGAAGUGAUGAUUGCACCCGGGCGUGAUAUUGGCUGUAAUUCCUAAUUCCUAAAUACAUAGGUACAAAUAAACUUAAGAUUCUGAACUAGAGGAUACACAAAGUGUAAAUAUGAAAAUUUAACACCCAUCAAGUUGUAUAUUUUUAUCAGAAGUGUCAUCAAUACAAUCUGAUGAAAACAAAGAUCAUUUUGACAACUUUUAUAUAGAGCUGCUUAUAAUGGGACCAAAUAUUCUGCUUUAUAGAACAGUAAACUGCAUCGCAAAUCAUUGAAAAUUGAUGGCCCCAUUCACAAAGUACUUUACGCCAGGAGUUUCCUCAGGUGUUCUGUUGAUCAUUUGUUGUAGGUUUGGCAGAAACCUUAUUUCUGUAUCUACCCAGGUUCUUCGUCAGUCACGGCCGCCAAUCGGAAGAGCCUUGAAGAAAUUCCUGGCCUGAAUAUUCGCUUACUGACUUUACACAUUUAAAAAUGUUUCACUUGAGUUGAAACCAUAAGAAACUCAGGGCCCCACCUUUAACUCAUGCAAAACUUAGUGUCAAAAUUGGGCCACAGUUUGAAGGCGGAGAUAGUGAUUGUUUUUCUGUAAGUACAUGCUGAGUUUCAGGUGGAGUGUGCAAUCUGAAGCAAUGAAGAUUUCACCCCCUUAUUUAGAUUAUAUACUUGGGGAUGAAUUACCACGGUGGUUCACUUGGUUUUGUUUAUUCCGUUCGUUUUGGGGUUUUCACAACAGUUACGGUGAGCAGUGAGUGUGACUCUGCAGAAAUUCACUGCCUUAGAAUCUCUGCACAUUGUGCAGUUUUCAACUGAGCUGUUUACUGUGGUUCAAUUUGCUAUUCUUCCCGAUUUCCUGACCUGGAAACAUUUUGCCAUUCCAAAUUCUGCAACCCUCCUGUUACUUUGCUUUAUAACACAACAACAUUUUCCCCUUAUGGUCAGUUGUAUGAUCAUUUCGUGCCUGGCGUUUGGUCAUAAAUUGGACAUGCAAAUUGAUAUUACUCCAUGUACCUCUGUUCACUGUAACACCACACUGCCACCCAUGACACAUUCCAUCUGCAGUGGAGUCAUGUACUAGGAAUGCCAUAGUUAAGGGUGACCUUUAAUAACACUGAUUUAUAAAUCAUACUUUUCUAGCUGAAUUCUUUAAAAGCAUUUUUUUUUUAUGUUACCAACCUUUUCAUCUCACUUGUACUGAAGUAUUUUUUUAAAUAAAUUGCAGAGAAUAUAUGUAUUCCUUUCUAAUAAAAUGUAGCAGUUGAAUAGAAA
Carcharodon carcharias (great white shark) is the source of this 3362-nucleotide messenger RNA. RefSeq lists its product as uncharacterized. Bases 546 to 1265 code for a protein of 239 amino acids. The transcript is spliced from 6 exons. The record is from RefSeq and is a predicted model, not a curated record. Lineage: Eukaryota; Metazoa; Chordata; Chondrichthyes; Lamniformes; Lamnidae.